Phytomonas sp. Hart1 is the source of this 801-nucleotide messenger RNA. The record is from the annotation of a GenBank genome assembly. Lineage: Eukaryota; Euglenozoa; Kinetoplastea; Trypanosomatida; Trypanosomatidae.
AUGGAAAAGGGAGGGAUGCUUCCAAGGCAUGUUGAGGACAUUACCCAGCUCCUAACACUUCAGGUACUGGAGAUCUAUUCGCAUUACAUGGCAGUGCAGGAAGGCAGUUCACCCCCCUGUUCACUCAAAUUUUCACCACUUUCGAAAAAGGUGGCUCCGGUUUCAGUAGAGGAGGUCUUAGCCCCACUUGAACUUCUCUACGGCAAGACUUUCCUCUCCGGAGUUGGUAUUGCGCUGCACGGUGAAGAGUCGGUUAUUCGUUAUGUUGAAGGGAACAUUUCCGCCGCGUAUGACGUCCCAUCUGGAAAUGUGCAAUCAGCAUCUGAUAAAGAAGAGGAAGAAUGUCGUUGUACUUUGACCAGUAGAUCAUUAUCUACCGCACGAUAUGUCUACCGGGUUGGAGAACAUAUACUGCUUUCGCCGUAUUAUUGCCCAUGCUCAGCCUAUGCCUAUCAGUCAGUACGACGGAAAAAGGUUUGGUGUUGCAAACAUAUUCUAGCACUUCGUAUCUGUCUUGCUCUAGAAUCAGCAGGGGUAAAGCAACAUAAUAUCCUAAUUCAGAUUGUUGACACCAAAAUAUUUGACGAUCUUCUUGCCGAAGCGAUGUCUGAAAAAGAAGAUUUCAAAUAAAUGAAAAAAAAGAGUCCUAUUAAGAGAAAAAGAGCUUUACAGAGAGAGAGAGGUGAUUUUAUUGCAUUGUCGAGAUACUUCUGUGCUCAACAUCAAAUUUACUAAUUUCUUCACUAUUUCAGAAGUAUAUAGAAAAAAAAACGCAGAGCCCUAAGAGUAGCUCACACCAUA